Molecule: messenger RNA, 1782 nt
Organism: Trypanosoma cruzi
Lineage: Eukaryota; Euglenozoa; Kinetoplastea; Trypanosomatida; Trypanosomatidae
Exons: 1
Coding region: 1-1782 (593 amino acids)
Biological process (GO): vesicle-mediated transport
Cellular component (GO): Mon1-Ccz1 complex; intracellular membrane-bounded organelle
Source: RefSeq, a predicted model, not a curated record
AUGUAUGUUCCGUUUUGGGGCCCAAAGUCAAAUAUGGAAAAAGGAAUUCGUGGCGCAUGCCUCAGGAGCCUCUGCGUUUACUGCCCCACUCUUUCGGAGGGGAAGGAGGAGCGUGCGAUGGACAACAUUCUCUUUUAUUACCCCCCACAUGUUGCCGCGAAUGCACAGAUGAACCAGGUUGGCUUUUGUAUUGGCGCGGCGUGUCUGGUGGAGCGAUUUGGGGCAACGCGGCCUCCCGACAGGAUUCAAACAAGCCAUGGUACCACGACGCUGUGCAAUCCGUUUCCUAAUUUAUGGAUUGCUGUUGAAACAACGGCAGUAUAUGAGAGCUUUGCUGUGCUGCCUGUGAUUCGGCGUGGAUUUGAGGUCUUUGUCUUUCGACAUGGCUGGAAAACAAUUUCAGCGCUUGUAUCCCCCGAUGUUGGAUCAGCGGAGGUCCUUGAAGCGCGCAAAGCACUGGAAAACUUUUACGGGAAUUUUACCGUAUUUCUGGAAACGCGCAUUUUAGUUGUUGACAUUCAUGAAAGCAUCCGUACGGCGAGGAGCAUGACGCCUUCAUCCCUCUCCGCAUUUGGAACAACAGGAACAGCCGUGGGAAGUGAAAGGGUGAGCACAGAGCGAUGGAAGAGGCGCUGGGCAGUACUGGCAUUCACAGAGAGUCUUCUUGCUUUUUCCGUUUUUAUGCGUUCGACACCGCGUGCGGUACAGUCUACGUGUCAUGGUCUGGCUUAUCGCUACUUAUCAUUUCUUUCGGCAGGAAGAGUUCGGAAUAGUCUUCAAGGCAGUAGGUGCAGCAACAACAAUAGUAAAAACAAGAAUCAUGUCAUUGACCGCUUUUAUAAUCAAUCAUCUCGCACGGUUGGCUGGGGAGAAGAGUACAAGGGCAUAGCUUCCACCACCGUCAGUGCUGCUACACUGACAAAAAAUGCCGAAGAAAGUCUAUUGUGGACUUGUUGCCAGUACAUUGUGUUUGUAAGUGAGACAUUGAAGGUGGUUGUCUUUAACGCCGCACCGGUCGUUGUGUCGAGGCUUUUAUGCCUUUUAUUAAUGGAGCCUGGUCUGACGGAUUUUGACAUCUUUACGGAAAGUGGUCACUCGCGUUGCUGCAUCUCUCAUGCGUCAGGCAUUACUGUUGUUUUUUUGAUCAAUGCCGAUGUUUACAGAUCUAUGCAUCAGACCAUUUUGGAGGUUUGCAAGGCGCUUGCAGUUGAUAUUGCAGAAUACUUGACGAGUGGUACGUGUACCCUGACCCGUGGGGGCCUUGUUGACCAAAGUGAGAUGCAGCAAUUGGCGCUGACGCCUCUCAAUCCCUCACAUCGUACCGCUGCUGAAUUUUUUUCUACGGUGUCACAUCUACCGAAAUUGCGUGAGAUGAAUUUGACAUUUCAGUGGACCGUAUGGCACAAUGGCUUGAUCAUCGGAUCACAAAUGCAUGAGUACCCCCGUGGUGUGCGCACAUUGCUCUCAGGCAUGUUACGUGCGCUCACGAGAGAACUAUCCAGAAAGACGGGGGGCGUGAAAGGAAUUUGUGAUGUGGAUUCUGCUAAUAAUCAUCACGUUUGCUCUUGCGGGAUUUUCGAGGAGGGCGAUGUUCUCUCCUCAUGCAUGCAGUUGCCGUCUGCAGCGAAGGAGUUGUGGAUGCCGCUGUCCGACGCAUCUUGGCUUUGCGUUUCGCGAAGGUAUCAUCACGUCGGUGGGGUAGUGUUUUACAAUCCUGCUCCAUUGAAGAGUUGCUUUGAAGCCACAUCCGAGUUGUUUCCGUGCAUGUCGUUUCUGCUGUAG